Messenger RNA from Cetraspora pellucida, 414 nucleotides. The record is from the annotation of a GenBank genome assembly. NCBI's taxonomy places the organism in Eukaryota, Fungi, Glomeromycota, Glomeromycetes, Diversisporales, Gigasporaceae.
AUGGAUCAUGCAAGAAAAAGAACAUCAACUGUAAUAAGGUGCAAAAGUGCACAACAUAAUUUGCCCUAUAUUGACCUUUCUGAGGAGCAAACAAGUACUUCAAAUGCUCCAAAAACUCCAAGCACUUCAAGCAACUCUACCCAGAUCACCAAAAAUGGAUCUAUGGAGACCCAACUAGAUGAACAUAAUAAUAAUGCUAUGUUGCACAGUCUGAAAGAUUAUUUUUCAAACAAUAAUAAGAAUUUUGUUGAUGACAUUUCUGAAAAUAAUUCAAUUAAUUCUAAUUCUAAGCGAAAAAACCAAGUAGAUGAUACCAUUCAUACUGAAUUUCCAGACCUUAUAAAGCCUAAAAUGAAAAACCAACAAGUCACAUAUAAGAAAGAGCAGAGGUUCAAAGAUGCUAAAAUUAUAUGA